This is a messenger RNA of Pediculus humanus corporis (human body louse), 318 nucleotides long. Its product is annotated as ATP synthase coupling factor 6, putative. The coding region runs from base 1 to 318 and encodes 105 amino acids. The record is from RefSeq and is a predicted model, not a curated record. Gene Ontology annotation, molecular function: proton transmembrane transporter activity. Lineage: Eukaryota; Metazoa; Arthropoda; Insecta; Psocodea; Pediculidae. The transcript has 2 exons. Gene Ontology annotation, biological process: proton motive force-driven ATP synthesis.
AUGCAGUCUCCAGUGACCAGAUUGGUAAGAAAAAGUUAUUAUUUAUGCAAAAGAGAUUUGGGAAUAUUUGUUCCCUUUCUUCAGAAAGCAAAUGAUCCCAUACAACAAUUAUUUGUCGAUAAAAUAAGAGAAUUCAAAGCAAAAAGCUCAAGUGGACAACUAGUCGAUCCUUCACCUGAAUUGCAAAAAGAAUUGCAAUCGGACAGAGAUAGACUAAUGAAACAAUUUGGAAUGAAAUCAGCCGAGGAAGCGAAACAAUUUCCAAAUUUUAAAUUUACCGAUCCACCUCUUCAACCAUAUGAUAUAACUUCAAAGUAA